AAAAAUAGUGAAGUGUUACGUCCUCUUCUCAGUAAGUGUAAAUAGAUACGCUACCAAAGACUCAGUGAGCUCAAUAAAAGGAUUAUAAUCGAAAUGCACACCAGCACGGAUCCCAUGCACGCUCUGCACGACAGCUCCUCACCGUCGCCGCCAUUGCACAAGAGUCAACGGGGCACAUUCUCGCGUGCUGCCACCGCUGCGGAUGAAAUGUCCAUGAUCUGUGACGACAGCGAUUUCGAGCCGUCGGCCGCCGGCGGCAGCAGCAGCAGCGGCGGUGAUAAUAACAAUGGCGGCAGCAGCUCCACCAGCGGCGGCGGUCCUCUAGUCAAGCCGCCAUAUUCCUAUAUCGCCCUGAUCACCAUGGCCAUACUACAGUCGCCGCACAAGAAACUAACACUCAGUGGAAUAUGUGAUUUCAUCAUGUCCCGUUUCCCAUACUAUAAGGACAAGUUUCCCGCUUGGCAAAACUCCAUUAGACACAAUCUCAGUCUGAAUGACUGUUUUAUUAAAGUUCCACGCGAACCGGGUAAUCCUGGCAAGGGCAAUUUCUGGACGUUGGAUCCCCUCGCCGAGGACAUGUUCGACAAUGGCAGCUUCCUGCGUCGAAGGAAACGCUACAAACGGGCGCCGGCAAUGCAACGCUUCUCGUUUCCGGCCGUCUUUGGUACACUGUCACCGUUUUGGAUACGGAAACCGGUGCCACUGGUACCGGUCCACUUCAAUGUGCCCAACUUUAAUGGGAAUCGCGACUUUGAUGUGAUGCACACGCCGAGCGAUGUGUUCGACACGGCGCUCCGUGUGGAUAAAAAGUUCAAUUUCUUUGCCAAUGCGGAGGCUUCGUUCUAUCAGAACAACAGCGAGAAGUUCGAUCGUCUGUCCUUCAUCAAUCGCCGGACGGAGGAUGCGCCACACAGCAGUGCCGCCAGCGAUCUGAGCAGAGCCCACAAGUACAAAAAUCCAUAUGCAUUUGAUGUUGCUGCUGCUGCAGCUGUGGGUCUUGGCAGUGCGGCCGGUGAGUAUCCGGACCGGGACAACGAUACGGAUCUCAAUGUGUACAAUGAUGAAGUGGAUGGAGAUGAUACCUCGUGCGACAAAAUCGAUGUGGAGAGUGCCAAUGAGCAUGAGCAGGACUCACAUAUCUCGGACUCGGUGGACUCGGUGUGCACGAAUCCAAAUCGAUUGGAGGCAGCAACCCGUGAACCGGACGCCGAGCCGGAGCGCACCUCGCCCUAUGUGAUGCUCUUCGAUCAUGCGGAUCCAGCGUCCAACAGUUCGCUAGCAAUUACGUCCAGUCCCAAGAAGCCAGUGCAGGCGCAUACGCACAGAUCUCUGACCAGGACGACCCUGCUCCAUCUGGAUAGUGAACCAGCCAGUCUGCGGUGCGGCCGCCAAACCAAUGCUAAGGAUUUCCGCAUCGAGACGCUGAUUGGCCAUGGGCACAGCGAUGGAGCGGCCAGUGAUUAGGUGAUCCCUUCAACCUGAUAAGAGUUCUCAUUGCACAUGUGUUUGUACACUCGAAAGAAAUGUGGAAAAUCGAUUUAAAUUUUAAACAGUC
This is a messenger RNA of Drosophila grimshawi, 1555 nucleotides long. RefSeq names its product fork head domain-containing protein FD3 (gene fd59A). Gene Ontology annotation, molecular function: RNA polymerase II cis-regulatory region sequence-specific DNA binding; DNA-binding transcription factor activity, RNA polymerase II-specific. The record is from RefSeq and is a predicted model, not a curated record. Gene Ontology annotation, biological process: regulation of transcription by RNA polymerase II; cell differentiation; anatomical structure morphogenesis. Bases 94 to 1464 code for a protein of 456 amino acids. The transcript is spliced from 2 exons. Lineage: Eukaryota; Metazoa; Arthropoda; Insecta; Diptera; Drosophilidae.